CUGCUCUUCACCCAUUGCAAGCCACCCAGAAACAGCAGCGGAUCCCGAUGGCAUGGACACUUAUGCAAGGUCUGCCGCGCUGCCGUGCCACUGGAGCCUCCCCGCCGUCUCUGCGUUCAACCCAGCUCCGUCGCCAUCGCCCCGCAGCCGAGAGAGCCCUGCCGCAACGCGACCUGCGACCACCGAGCCAAAGCAGGCGGCAUGAGGCUUGAUCCAGUGCAUUUAUCCAUGCUGGUCAUCGGGGUCUCGUUCGCCUGCUACUCCCCGAGUUUGAAUUCCCUGCAGGACCAGGCUUACAAAUCCGCCGUGGUGAUCGAGGGCAAGGUGCAGUCUGCGCCGGCGAACGUGUCCGCGGAGCCGCACCGGGUGCACGUCAGAGUGCUGGACGUGUGGCCCCUGAACAGCGGGGGUCUGCGGCGAGAGCAGCUCGUCACCGUGGGGGAAUUCGGAUCCGAGGCUCCGUGCACCAGAGUGAAGAGGAACCACAAGUACAUCUUUUUCAUGGACCCCACUGACGAGCCCUUGGUUUUCAAGGCAUCGUUCGCGCCGCUGGACACGAGUGGGAAGAACCUCAAAAAGGAUGUUGGGAAGAUCUUGUGCGAGGACUGCGCUGCGGCUCCAAAGUUAAAACCGAUGAGGAAUCCAAUAAUAGUGGACGAGGGGAAAAGGCUCACAGUUAAGUGUGAGGCCACAGGGAACCCUCUCCCCACCUACAGAUGGUUCAAAGAUGGCAACGAGCUGAAGAAAAACAAAAAAGUCAAAAUAAAGAACAGCCAGAAAAACUCCAAAGUCCAGAUCAGCAAAGCAAAACUGGAGGAUUCUGGGAAUUACACAUGUGUGGUGGAGAACCCGCUGGGAAAGGACAACUCCACUGGCACUGUUAACGUCCAAAGCAUAACCACAACGCUAUCUCCAGGCUCAGGCCACACCAGAAGAUGCAACGACACAGAGAAGGCCUACUGUGUGAAUGGCGGCGACUGUUACUUCAUAGACGGUGUAAAUCGGCUCUCCUGCAAGUGUCCAAAUGACUUUACUGGUGAUCGCUGUCAAACCUACGUUAUGGCCAGUUUCUACCAGCAUCUUGGGAUUGAAUUUAUGGAGGCAGAGGAACUCUACCAGAAAAGAGUCCUGACAAUCACGGGUAUUUGUGUGGCUCUGUUGGUCGUGGGCAUCGUGUGUGUGGUUGCCUACUGUAAAACUAAGAAACAAAGAAAGAAGAUGCACAAUCAUCUGCGACAAAACAUGUGUCCAGAAUAUCCCAAUCGUAACCUUGCAAACGGACCCAAUCACCCAGGACCAGGCCCAGAGGAAAUUCCGAUGGUGGAUUACAUAUCAAAGAAUGUUCCUGCAACUGAACGAGUCAUACGACCUGCAACAGAGGGAUCGUUCCCUGCCAGCCAUGCCUCUUCAAGAUCUCACAACUCUUCCACACGAGCCCAUUCAUCCACUCACAGACACGAGGAACGGACAUGGAGCCUGGAACACUCCGACAGUAUCCUGUCUGACUCGCCGGGAAUGAUGUCAUCAUCCGUGGGGACGAGUAAAUGCAGCAGUCCUGCAUGCAUGGAGGCGCGGGCACGGCGCGCUGCACACUGUGGUUACUCCGACCCCCAUAGGCCGGGCCUACAGUACGGGGAAUCCUUUGACUCGCUGGGAGACUCUCCGCACAGUGACAGAUACGUGUCAGCCCUGACAACACCAGCUCGACUCUCGCCAGUGGAUUUCCAUUAUUCAUUGCCCCCACAGGUGCCUACCUUCCAGAUCACAUCCCCCAAUGCCAGCCAUGCCAUGUCUCUCCCUCCUGCUGUCCACAACCCUUACCCUCUGGAGGAUGACCAGCCUCUGCUGCGCCGCUACCAGGUGCCCCUACAUGAUGCCCAGUGCCAGGAGCCCUACCGGCAGCAGCGUCGUACCUAUCUUAAUGACAGCAGGGGGAGUCUGCCCUCCAGCCCCUAUCGGCGGGCUGAGGACGAAGACUAUGAGACCACCCAGGAGUAUCUCUCCUCUCGGGAGCAACCAAAGAGAAGUGGGUCCAGUGAAGCUGGUAGCCGGCGCUGGAGGAGAUCCAGACUGAAUGGCCACGUGGCCCCACGUGGAUAUGAGGCAUCUCGGGACUAUGGGUCUCGAAGCUGCCUAACAGAUAGUGAGUCAGAGGAAGACGGUGAGAGCACGCCCUUCCUCAGUAUGCAGAAUAUGAAUGCUGAGCCCUCCACCAUCUACAGGCCGGCGGACAGUCGGACUUCUCACCCAUCGGGGCGGCACAGUGGGCAUGGGAACAUGCAUACAAGACUUACACACUCACGCUCUAAACCGGACAAUACACCCCAUUAAAGAGUGAAAAUGAACCAACAAAAAUAAAUAUAGUAUAGACCUGCAUCUAUAAGAAAUAUUUUUAUUUUAUAUAACUGACAGAUAUUCUAAACAAAUGAAAUAUUUAUUUUCAUUUUAGCAAAAGUUGUCUACUAGUUAACAGCAAAGACUUUUUUAUAGGGAAAACUCUAUUUAUAUGUACAUUUUGAUUUACAGCAUAAAAAGAUGUGCCAGUUUUUUCACAACGUAAAAAAAAAAAAUAGAGUAAUAUUGUGGUGCCUUUUGCUGUA
Molecule: messenger RNA, 2600 nt
Organism: Scophthalmus maximus (turbot)
Lineage: Eukaryota; Metazoa; Chordata; Actinopteri; Pleuronectiformes; Scophthalmidae
Product: pro-neuregulin-2, membrane-bound isoform
Exons: 11
Coding region: 202-2331 (709 amino acids)
Biological process (GO): nervous system development; intracellular signal transduction; animal organ development
Molecular function (GO): signaling receptor binding
Source: RefSeq, a predicted model, not a curated record